CGGAUUUUAUUUUGACUUUUUAACAAAACAUCCCAUAAGCAGUCUCGUCUCGACUUCCCACAAGAUGGCUGCUAAAGCUCCCUCGGAUGAGCUGAACAAGCUCAGUAUUGGCGAGGGUGGUGCUGCUAACGGAAAGACCGCGAAGGCAGCUAACGGUGCUAAGGACGGCGAACUGGCAGAACAAUCUGGAGAAGAUUCUGACGACGAUGCUGAUGACCAAAAUGUCGGGGCUGCCCCAGAAGCAGCAAAGAAAAAGAAGAACAAGAAGAAGAAACCUAAGAAGAAGAAGAAGGCACCCACUGCCCAAACAGACCCACCAAGUGUCCUGAUGUCCCAGCUGUUCCCCAACAAUACCUACCCCAAGGGCGAAGAGGUCGAGUACAAGGAUGAGAACCGUUACCGUACCACGAGCGAAGAAAAGAGACACUUAGACAACUUGAAUACCGAGUUCCUGACAGACUACCGCCACGCUGCCGAAACCCAUCGUCAAGUCCGUCAGUGGGCACAGAAGAACAUCAAACCUGGCCAGAGUUUGACCGAGAUUGCCGAAGGCAUCGAAGAUAGUAUUAGGCGACUAGUUGGUCACGAUGGGUUGGCAGAAGGCGACGCGAAGAUUGCUGGAGUGGGGUUUCCCACUGGUUUGAACUUGGAUCAUAUCGCUGCCCAUUUCACACCCAAUGCCGGUAAUAAGACAAUUCUGGCACAGAGUAAUGUCAUGAAAGUUGAUAUUGGUGUUCACGUCAACGGCAAGAUCGUGGAUAGCGCUUUCACCAUGGCAUUUGACCCUAUGUAUGACAACCUGUUGGCAGCUGUGAAAGAUGCCACGAAUACAGGAGUCAGGGAGGCUGGUAUCGACGUUCGUCUAGGUGAGCUUGGUGGACUCAUCCAAGAGACGAUGGAGAGCUACGAGUGCGAGAUCAACGGCACCACAUACCCCAUUAAGUCGAUUCGCAACCUUACUGGCCAUACCAUUUUACCGUAUAGUAUUCAUGGAACCAAGAGCGUUCCUAUUGUGAAGUCGACAGACAACACGAAGAUGGAAGAAGGCGAUGUUUUCGCUAUUGAGACUUUCGGAAGUACCGGAAAUGGGUAUGUUCACGAUGAAGGAGAAGUCUCCCACUAUGCUUUGCGCAGUGAUGCUCCGAAACCAGAUCUGCGAUUGUCCUCUGCCAAGUCGCUUCUUAAUGUCAUCAAGAAGAACUUUGGCACUCUCCCGUUCGCACGCAGAUACAUAGACAGACUUGGACAGGAGAAAUACCUACUGGGUUUGAAAAAUCUUGUGCAGAAUGACAUUGUAGAGGAAUAUCCACCUCUACUAGAUAAGAAGGGUUCAUACACCGCCCAAUUCGAACACACCAUUCUGCUCCGACCUACUGUGAAAGAGGUCAUCAGCCGUGGUGAUGACUAUUGAGUGAAUUAUGAAAGUGACCCAUAGAAAAUAGGAGUUAUGGGGAUAACUAUCCCGCCACAGAACGGAGACAUCUACCAUGGUUUAGAGUUUACUGAGUUUCUUUCUACACUCUGAUUCUAGAUCUAAGGCUCGACUCAGAAUAUGAUCUCCGAAGGAGAACCUGGAAUAAAUGGAUAUCUGAUAUAGGGGUCGACAUCGAAGGCUGGUAUGGUUGAAUGGAAGCUUUCAGCAUUGACCAGGCCGUAUAUCACAGGUCAAAGCUCAACCCCCUGCCCCCCUAUCUUGGGUUGUUGAGAUUCCUCAUCUAAACUUAUUUACGAAAAUCAAUAAACAUGCAUUGCUUUCACUGGCUACAUACCUAGUACGCACCAUGUUGCGGGUCUAGUGGGCAUCUUCCAGUGGGCAUCUGCAUGCAACCAGUAACUUCAUACUGUCAUUGGGUCGUGGCUUCAUUCGAGAAUUCGUAGAUUUGUGAUGUACAUAAGGAAGCGGAUCUGAUUCAGCUUAUUCAGGAGAGGUUAGGUAUGUAAGUUGUGUUCAAGAGUGGUUGAUGUAAGAGGCUCAGGUAGAUCAUCCAGAUCAUUUAAUGACUGGCGCUGCGUUCCGAUUUUAGGAUUACGAGUUGGACGAAUGAGAGAGC
Molecule: messenger RNA, 2051 nt
Organism: Annulohypoxylon maeteangense
Lineage: Eukaryota; Fungi; Ascomycota; Sordariomycetes; Xylariales; Hypoxylaceae
Product: methionine aminopeptidase 2-like protein
Exons: 4
Coding region: 65-1411 (448 amino acids)
Biological process (GO): proteolysis
Molecular function (GO): metalloaminopeptidase activity
Source: RefSeq, a predicted model, not a curated record